CUCUUGGAAAUGUAAUAUUGGCCUUCGGGCUCUCCAGCCCUUUGGGCUUUCCAAUGGGAUCUUAGAAGCAGCCGAAGCAGCGUGAAGGGCAGCAACCCCGAGCCAGCCAGGAGUUGAACAUUCUGCCCUACAGCUCUUCUGGACCAAGGAGCCCAAAGCCCUGCCCUCACCGGUCACCAGGUCGCAGUUUUUGUCUGCUUGAACACACAUGGCUUUGUUACGAAAAAUUAAUCAGGUGUUGCUGUUCCUUCUGAUUGUGACCCUCUGUGGGAUCCUGUAUAAGAAAGUUCAUAAGGGAACUGUGCUCAGGAAUGAAACAGACGAGGACUCUGAACCUCCUGAGGAAAUGGAGGAGGAGAUUCCUGUGGUGAUUUGUGCUGCGGCGGGCAGAAUGGGUGCCACCAUGGCUGCCAUCAACAGCAUCUACAGCAACACUGACGCCAACAUUCUGUUCUACGUCGUUGGACUCCGGAACACUCUGUCUCGAAUCCGAAAAUGGAUCGAACAUUCUAAACUAAGGGAAAUAAACUUUAAAGUCGUGGAAUUCAACCCUAUAGUCCUCAAAGGGAAGAUCAGACCAGAUUCAUCAAGGCCCGAACUGCUUCAGCCUCUGAACUUUGUUCGAUUUUAUCUCCCUCUGCUUAUCCAUCGACAUGAGAAAGUCAUCUAUUUGGACGAUGACGUCAUUGUGCAAGGUGAUAUCCAAGAACUCUAUGACACCACCUUGGCCCUGGGCCACGCGGCAGCUUUCUCUGGUGACUGCGAUUUGCCCUCGGCUCAGGACAUGAACAGAUUUGUGGGGCUGCAGAAUACAUACAUGGGCUAUCUGGACUACAGGAAGAAGACCAUAAAAGACCUUGGCAUAAGCCCCAGCACUUGCUCUUUCAAUCCGGGUGUGAUUGUGGCUAACAUGACGGAAUGGAAGCACCAGCGCAUCACCAAACAACUGGAGAAGUGGAUGCAAAAAAAUGUGGAGGAAAAUCUCUACAGCAGCUCCCUGGGAGGAGGGGUAGCCACCUCCCCGAUGCUGAUUGUGUUUCAUGGGAAAUACUCCGCAAUCAACCCCCUGUGGCACAUAAGGCACCUGGGCUGGAAUCCAGAUACCAGAUAUUCAGAGCAUUUUCUGCAGGAAGCAAAACUACUCCACUGGAAUGGAAGACAUAAACCUUGGGACUUCCCUAGUGUUCACAAUGACUUAUGGGAAAGCUGGUUUGUUCCUGACCCUGCAGGAAUAUUUAAACUCAAUCACCACAGUAGCUGAUAUAACUUAACAUUUUAAGUAUUUCCUACACAAAAAUGUGGAAUUGUGCAUUUGUAGCCCUACUAUUUCAUUGUUCUUUAUGAAUAGUACCUUUGAGACAUAUGAUCCACAAUGGAAACCACAAAGACUACUGUGUGCAAACAGCACCCUGGGUCACGCAUGCAUGGACUCCUUAAGUACGGGGGGGUUACGGAAAUCACGAUGAGGUGCGUGAGAUGUACUGUUGGAAGGAAAUAAACCCGUCUUGGUUUCAGCAAUCAAUUUGCUUAACUCUGAAUGACAACUUGUAUUCACAAUUUUUAAAAAUUUCUAGAUGUGUUUUUUCACACACAUCUUUUUUUAGGUAUUUUUCAACAGGUUGCAAGUCUUGUCUUUUGUAAAACAAUAUAUUACAUUUAAAACAUGAAUGUCUGAAAAAAUAAAAUAUUUGCAGAUUUUCUAA
Messenger RNA from Callorhinus ursinus (northern fur seal), 1703 nucleotides. NCBI's taxonomy places the organism in Eukaryota, Metazoa, Chordata, Mammalia, Carnivora, Otariidae. The record is from RefSeq and is a predicted model, not a curated record.